This is a messenger RNA of Rana temporaria (common frog), 2354 nucleotides long. RefSeq names its product phospholipid phosphatase related 5 (gene PLPPR5). Gene Ontology annotation, biological process: phospholipid metabolic process; phospholipid dephosphorylation; signal transduction. Gene Ontology annotation, molecular function: phosphatidate phosphatase activity. Bases 799 to 1743 code for a protein of 314 amino acids. The record is from RefSeq and is a predicted model, not a curated record. Lineage: Eukaryota; Metazoa; Chordata; Amphibia; Anura; Ranidae. The transcript is spliced from 6 exons.
GAACUGCAUGCUGUUCCAGGCAAUGUGCUAAUGCUAACCCAAUGUCCUAGUGUCCCCAGUGUCCUUCCAUAGGAUCAGACAGCUGGGGAAUGGGUAGUGAUGCUUUCAUGGAAUGUGUAUUUAAUUGUGAUAAAUGAAUGAUGUUGUAUGCAUUGAGUCCAGCCUACCUUGUCUCUCUAGCCUGAAAAGAAGUGAGUUUCUAGCUGCCAAGAGUCAGGACAAGGAUUUCUUUGUCUCACUGUACACCAGAGGGAGGACCUGAGCCCUUGUGCUGGGCUUUCUGCUCUACAGCUCCAAUCUCACAUGAACAAAUAGUGGGAAGGAGAGGAUGGCUUUGCAAUGAGGCAGCCCCAGCACUUGAAUUUCUUUGCGAAACACGGCGCUGUGGCACGGAGGAAAAAAAAAAUCCAUCUCUGGUUUUUCAGCACCUGGGAAGCAGCUGUAGCCAUGUGAAUCCCAUUCUGGAGGUUACAAUGGAUCAGUGAUUUGUCUGAUCAGGGAUAAAAAAAAAAGGGGAAUCAUUAUCAGGUGGCUGGAGCUUUAAGCGUCAAUUCAAGUUAGCAUGUGUGGGCAUCUGAGCUAAAUCUGCCAGUGGAUCCAGACAAGCAUUUUAAUUAAGUAGAUGAUCUCGUUUAACAGAAGCUUAUUGUGGGUGCAGGGAAGCAGGCACAGGAACACAAGGCUUCCCUUGAAGUGUUGCCUCCUGAAAUCCAGCGAUUGAGACAAUUCAGCACCGCGAGCAUGGACAGCUCCUCCUGAGCACCGCUUGUGCCUUUCAUUGUGUGGAUGCUUCUUUAAAUGACUUUUCACUUCUCACUGACGAUCAUGCUUUAUUUCCAGAUGGUGAUCAUGGCAGGGACUGUAAUGCUGGCUUAUUACUUCGAAUACACGGACACGUUCACUGUGAAUGUCCAAGGGUUUUUCUGCUUCGAUAGCACUUACACCAAGCCCUAUCCAGGACCUGAUGAGAGCAGCGACAUCCCCCCAGUUCUUCUCUUCUCCCUGGUCACAGGGGUGCCUGUGCUUGUGAUAAUCGUUGGGGAAACUGUAGUCUUUUGCCUACAGGUAGCAACAAGAGACUUUGAGAACCAGGAAAAAACUCUUUUAACUGGAGACUGUUGCUAUAUAAAUCCACUGGUGCGCAGAACCGUCAGAUUUCUGGGAAUUUAUACUUUUGGAUUAUUUGCUACAGACAUAUUUGUAAAUGCUGGACAAGUUGUGACAGGAAACUUGGCUCCACAUUUUCUUACAAUUUGCAAACCGAACUACACAGCACUUGGUUGCAACCAACUUACACAGUUUAUCACUGAUGCCAAUGCUUGUACUGGAAAUCCAGACCUUGUUAUCAAGGCAAGGAGAACAUUUCCAUCCAAAGAAGCAGCUCUCAGUGUAUAUGGAGCAAUGUACUUGGCUAUGUAUAUCACCAGCACGGUUAAAGCCAAAGGGACACGGCUCGCCAAACCUGUCUUGUGCCUGGGCUUGAUGUGUUUGGCUUUUCUUACUGGAAUAAACAGGGUGGCGGAAUAUCGCAAUCACUGGUCAGACGUCAUAGCUGGCUUUCUCAUUGGAAAAUCAAUAGCAGUGUUUCUGGUUGUUUGUGUGGUAAACAAUUUUAAAGGAAGACAAACAGAACAGGAAAAAUCGCCAAUUGACAACUUGGCGCAGAUGCCAAUGAUCAGCAUCCCACGGGUAGAAAGCCCCUUAGAAAAGAACCACAUCACCGCCUUUGCAGAAGUCACAUGAUGUUGAAACAGAUGCCUUUUCUCUGCACUGGACCUCCUCCCUCUUCACAGUCCACUCAUCUCAGCCGAGACAUAUUUGACAAGAGCGGGAAGUACAAGCUACAGUAUCUGGUCUAUUCAAUGAUUUUUACAGUACCAACAAUUUUGUCCGCAUCUGAAGGUUGUUUUGUAUUUACAACUUGUUUUUUUUCCUUACUUUUUUCAGAAAACCAUUGACGGUGUGUUAGAAAUGUGCACUAGUCAGUAUGUCCAAUUUCCAAGAUUCCCGAUCCUUAAAGCUCUUUAAUAACCCAUGUACAUACAGUUCCUUACUUUAGGUCACAUGUUUUGCUAUGGACUAUCUAACACUCACUUUAAGAAAAAAAAAAGUUUGUUUAAGCUAAUACAGCAUGACCUAUCUCUCAUUUUAAUUAAAUUGUACAGAAGACAAAAAAUAAGAAACUUAUUUAUGUUUUGUGCUAAAUACUGUUUGCACAUGGUAUUUUGCUAUAUAUUUCACUAUAUGAUUUAUACUUUAUGUUAUAUCAAGACUGGUGCUUAUGUUUUGAAGGGAAAAUGCAAAUUUUUACUGUUAUAAUUAAUGUAUCAUAAUUAAAAAUUUAUUUAUUUGGA